ACAACAGGAAUUUCACGCGCGAGUGUCACGAAUCACGAAACACGCGUGCGCUCGAGGAAGCUGAGGACUCGUUCUCCACCCCUUCGGCUCAAUCCCCGCUCGGCCUUCCGUCAUGUCCUCGUCAACAUCAUCGGAUCCCGAAGACAGCGUUGGGGAAGUGGUUUACAGUAAAAGUGCCGGAGUCGGAGACCAGGCCGACGAUUGGGACGAUACCGCUCUGAUCGAAGCCUACGAUGCCGCAUUGGGCGGGCUGGAGCACGAGUUAGAGAAACGGAAAGCGCGCACGUCAACUCAAAAAGCUUCUUGUUCCUCACGAGGAGCACCAGCAUGCCAGACUAAAUGGAGCAAGGGCCAGUUCUGCAAAGCGCAGUAUUCCGUCGACCAGCAGUGGUAUGAAGCGAAGAUCAUCGCGCUUGACGGUGCUCAUUGCAUUGUGCAGUACUUGGGCUACAUGGAUCACGAGAGGCAGCCAUUGAGUGCUUUAAGAUCGUCGGGCGGCCGAAAACAGCGUCAAAUCCAGAUGAAGUCUGUCCCGUGUGAGGAAGAAGGCGACUCCGAGGCAUCGCCGGAGGAGGAGAUCGCUGACGAUCAUUCCGCCAAAUCGGGAGGGAGUGCUUCAACGACGAAAAAAAAUCCCUGCGACAAAUCGUCCAAGUCACGGCAGCGAGAACGCCAAGAGGAGCAACUUGGACAUCUCCUUCAUCUGCAGAAUCAGCAUCAGCGCUACGCUGCGGCUGGGGCGAACCAACCAAAAUUUUCCUCGUCGACACAGGCCCCGAAAACGUCCAAGGAUUCCACUAGGAAACGCAGCUCCCACGAGUCGUCAAUGCCCUCAGUGAUUGCUUUCCCCCCGCCACCCCCACCUUUCCCGCCGGGAGUCGAUGAGAUAUGCGAGGGCGAUGAAGCCCUGGCCGCUAUGCUGAUUUCUUGGUACAUAUCGGGCUACCAUACGGGCUACUAUACGGCUGUGAGAAACCAGUCCAAAGGCUGAUAUAAAGAUUCGGCCGCUGGCUGCUUAUUCAUGGUCUGAGGUGUCCAGACUGAUAUUAUACAAGUUCUGAAGCGGAUGAAAUCGACGUUCAUUUCCACGGUUGGGUGAUCUCAUCUCAGUUCUGUUCGCGAAACCAAUCGCUUCCGCGGGUGAAUAAAUCGA
Molecule: messenger RNA, 1153 nt
Organism: Galendromus occidentalis (western predatory mite)
Lineage: Eukaryota; Metazoa; Arthropoda; Arachnida; Mesostigmata; Phytoseiidae
Gene: Smn
Product: survival motor neuron
Exons: 1
Coding region: 113-991 (292 amino acids)
Biological process (GO): mRNA processing
Cellular component (GO): nucleus; cytoplasm
Molecular function (GO): RNA binding
Source: RefSeq, a predicted model, not a curated record